This is a messenger RNA of Chaetomium fimeti, 904 nucleotides long. RefSeq lists its product as uncharacterized. The record is from RefSeq and is a predicted model, not a curated record. Lineage: Eukaryota; Fungi; Ascomycota; Sordariomycetes; Sordariales; Chaetomiaceae. The transcript is spliced from 4 exons. The coding region runs from base 198 to 827 and encodes 209 amino acids.
GGACGGUUCGGCCGUCAUCACGAGGACCCAUCCCGCCCAUUCUCGAUGUGGAAAAGGGCUGGAGAACCCUGGAUCCAAACUGUGGGCUGGACCGGGCCCAAGAGAGACGGGUUCAAAUCUCGUCCAUCCUGCUCAUCAGGGCAAACGAGACGCCAGUCAACUCAGACGGCGAUGUGGCCGCUCUCUCCGAAUCCUUCAUGGAGUGGUCCGCGCGGGCUGCGCACCUCUUUGCGUAUACCGUGGUGAUGGCUGUCUUGUCAACCGUCGCUGUCGCCCUCCGCUUCCUUUCCCGAGGUCGCAUUUUGCGCGUCCUGGGGCCGACCGACUGGUUCAUCGCCGUUACCCUGCUCUUCAGCAUCCUUAACACGGCUAGUGUUGGAGCCCAUGCCGCACACGGACUGGGCUGGCCCAUGUCGGAGCUCACUGUCGACCAGUUACGAAAAUCUCUCAAAAUCCAGUAUUUUGCAAUUAUAGUCAACAACCUCUCCCUCGUUUUAACCAAGGUCUCGGUCGCGCUCCUCUUCCUCGAUGUUUUCCUUGUUACCUCCAUCAGGAAAGCCACCUACGUCGUCCUGGUCGCCGUGGUUCUUCAUGGCGUAUAUGUUACCCUGACGAACAUCUUUGUCUGUACGCCUAUCAACAACUACUGGGAUAACCCCCGGAAGACCUGCAUCGACCCCCGUAUCAAGUUUAACAUAGACAACGGACUCAACAUUCUCUUUAACUUCAUCAUGCUUUGCCUCCCGGUGCCCGCAAUAUGGUCAAUGACGCUGCCGUUGAGGCAGAAACUCUGGCUCUUCUUUUUGUUUGUGCUAGGCUUGGGGUGAGUGCCGCAACUUCAUCUGCCUCAUAUCUGGCCCACAGCCUGGUGGACGGGAGUGGAAAUCUAACGACUGUAAUAGGG